Messenger RNA from Trichobilharzia regenti, 2217 nucleotides. The record is from the annotation of a GenBank genome assembly. Lineage: Eukaryota; Metazoa; Platyhelminthes; Trematoda; Strigeidida; Schistosomatidae.
AUGUGUCACUUGUUUAUCUCACUCGCGGGCACACGAAAUAACGGUCAUCAGCAGGCAAUUUGUCCCUCUUCGCGUACGGCCGUCCGUCGCCUUUGUCCUCUGUCACACUGUGUAAUAAGAUUUAUCCUGGGUGAUUCAUCUAAAAAAAUUAUGGUUAAUGAAAAUGUCAAGCAACCAACAUUUGUGAUGGUGAAAGUGUGUGAUGCAGCAAAAGGCGGUAAGAAGUGGUCUAAAAUACCUAAAUGUGUGCUUUAUGAAUGCAUCUACUCAGCUGAAGGUGAUUUCCAAUGUGAACUGGAUAUUCUUGUGACUGAAAUGCCAUACUUUAAAGAGUUUCUGAUGAAGGACGACCAGUUUAUUAAUGGAGUUGAAAUACUUGUUCACUGUGACCUGAACAUUUUUGAAUGGCUUCUAUCAUAUGCCAGAAGAAACAUUGAACCCACUGCUUAUCAAGAGUGUUCCUUGUCAACAACUAACGUGCUUGCGUUAUUAGUUUCAUCCAACUUUUUGAAAAUGCAAUGCCUGAUAUCCGAGUGCCUGGACUAUUUUUGUAAACACGCAAGUACGAUUAUUGCUAGCCCUUUCUCUUUGGAUUGUCUUAAUGACAGUUUGAUUGGACGCAUUGCUUCUGGAAUGGACCUAGAACAACUGGACAAGAUUAAGGAUAAGAAAGAUAAACUGAAAAGCAAAUUGUAUAUUAAGAAGCUAGAACACUUGUUUGAUCCCGCAUAUCGCACAUCAGACUGUCCAAAUAAUGCUGCAUAUCUGUAUAAAUGUCUUGUGUGUGACAAAGUUCUGACAAGAGAAACAUCAGUUCUAGUCCCAUGCCUCCCAAAUCGUUUUAUAGUUGGUCAAAUGGGCAAUAUAGUUCCUGUACACUAUCCCACAGCACUCAGCACAAACAUAUCCACAAUACCAACGGAUGUACGAACUCGAAAAAAGGAGGACAGUGACUGCGCUGCAUAUCUGCGUACACCAACUUCAGUCAUGUCAAAUUUACCUGGUAGAUCUAUUUCAACACCAAAUAUUAUUACAAAUACAACGACCAUACUUGGCGAUAGCAUAUUUCCAGGCUUUUCAUGGACGGAAUUGUUAAGACAGUGGUAUACAGAAUUAGGGAAUUGGCGUUCCGUUUACUGGAAGUUAUGGGCUACUGUAAAUCUUCAAUCAUGUAAACGGUGUGGAAGACAAUUCCCAAUUAUUGAACUAGGUGAUGGUUGUUUUUACCACCCCAUGGAACCUAUACCAUUCCAAUCAGACCAAUUAAUUAAUGAAAAUCACUCGAAAACAGCGAAAUCAAUAUUUACCAGAACAACAGAAAAAUUUCAGUCCCCUGAUUGUAAUGCGUUUAAACAAGACAAAACACCAAAUCAUCAGACAAAUUCAGAUUCUAGCGGAUUUUCCAAAAAUCAAAUGAAACCUGAUCUAAUUCAUCCAUGCUGUGGAUUUGGUUUGUCAAGAUUCAAUCUCCUUCCAAUUCAAACUGGAUGUCACAGAAAUGAACAUAUUUUGGACGAAGAAUCUUCAGAUCCUGUAACAAAAUUAUGUAUUCAACAUCGUGAAAUGAUUAUAUCAUGGGCAUCAAAGCGUUCAUUCAAUCCACAUAAUGCACCUGGUCUGAUGACUGUUGGAGGUUAUUCUUAUCAUUCAGUUGACCUCAAUCAAAUUAUAUUUAAUAAGGAUAUUAUUCAUACAGCUCCAGCAUUUACUCUAUUAACUUGCUUAGAUAAACAACUGAAUGAAGAUAAAACAAGCAUAUUUGGUCCUAUUCGAUUGACUAUUAAUAAUCAGUCUUCAGAGUCAACAUAUGAAACAUUAUCUGCUGAUCAGUCAAAACAGACUUUUAUAAAAUCAAAAGUUGAAGAAAAGGAUAGUAAUAAAGAGAGCUGUAUUCCACCAGUAGUACAUUCUGAAAAUCUAUUAUCGUCUACAUUCAGUGAACGUCUGUGGGAUGCUACAAAAUGCAAUCGAAUAAAUCAAGAUAACCAACGUCAAGAGGAUCUACGUCGAAUGCAAAGAAUAAAUGAAUUUGUAUGCGCACAACGUCAAAUAACUUCCACAAGUUCAGAUAGUACAGUUUCAAGAGAACUUCCCGGCGGGAUAUAUUUGCGUUUAGAAAAACAAUGGCGUUCACAGACCGGUUUAGCGCAAACAAAGCCUCCAACAUAUUCUACACGAAAGAUGAAACUACAAAGCACUGCACUUCCUUUUAGAUAA